Molecule: messenger RNA, 2437 nt
Organism: Otolemur garnettii (small-eared galago)
Lineage: Eukaryota; Metazoa; Chordata; Mammalia; Primates; Galagidae
Gene: PMM2
Product: phosphomannomutase 2
Exons: 8
Coding region: 56-817 (253 amino acids)
Biological process (GO): GDP-mannose biosynthetic process; mannose metabolic process; protein N-linked glycosylation
Cellular component (GO): cytosol
Molecular function (GO): phosphomannomutase activity
Source: RefSeq, a predicted model, not a curated record
UGAACCCGGAACUUCCGGGCCGGGUUUCCUGGUGCCAACUAGUACGUUUAGACAGAUGCUGGCGGAAACCGGGGUCAUGGCGGCGCCGGGCCCAGUGCUCUGCCUCUUUGACGUGGAUGGGACCCUGACAGCCCCGCGACAGAAGAUUACCAAAGAAAUGGAUGGAUUUCUGCAAAAAUUGAGGAAGAAGAUCAAAAUUGGAGUGGUAGGCGGGUCAGACUUUGAGAAAGUACAGGAGCAGCUGGGAAAUGAUGUGGUUGAAAAAUAUGAUUACGUGUUUCCAGAAAAUGGUUUGGUAGCAUUCAAAGAUGGGAAGCUCUUGUGUAAACAGAAUAUUCAAGGUCACCUGGGUGAGGCUCUAAUCCAGGAUUUAAUCAACUACUGUCUGAGCUACAUUGCAAAAAUUAAACUCCCAAAGAAGAGGGGUACUUUCAUUGAAUUCCGCAAUGGGAUGUUAAACGUGUCCCCUAUUGGAAGGAGCUGCAGCCAGGAGGAACGCAUUGAGUUCUAUGAACUUGAUAAAAAAGAAAAUAUAAGACAAAAAUUUGUAGCUGAUCUACGGAAAGAGUUUGCAGGAAAAGGCCUUACAUUUUCCAUAGGAGGCCAGAUCAGCUUUGAUGUCUUUCCUGAUGGAUGGGACAAGAGAUAUUGCCUGACACAUGUGGAAAAGGAAGGUUUUAAGACCAUUUAUUUCUUUGGAGACAAAACCCUGCCAGGUGGCAAUGACCACGAGAUCUUCACAGACCCAAGAACCGUGGGCUACACUGUGACGGUGCCAGAGGAUACACGCAGAAUAUGUGAGGAGCUCUUCUUCUGAUGGGGCAAGGGGGAUCCUGGUUACUUGUUGGCUGAAGCUGAGGGCCCUCCCACAUGCUCACACCCGCUUCUGCCCCAGCUGGACCCUGUGCCACUCCCCUGAUCACACAUGGUCUAUACCUCCAAAGCCUCAGAGUAAUUGCCUUCCACCCCCAAUGCUAGGAGUAGCUAGAAGAGAGAAGAAAAUACUCUUUGAGAAUGGCUCAAAGGACUACCUCCAGCAAGAUUCAUGCCCUAGCCCUCCCAGACUAGGACCUGCAACUUCCCCACCACUCUAGGGUGUUACAGAAAGAAAGAACAUGCCCGGAUCCUCCCAGUUUAUGGGCCUUAUGAAAACAUAAGAGGUGUUCGUGUUUGGACCCCUGUGUCAACACUGAAAAGGAGGAUCUGGGGAUGACAGAAUAAGGACAAGCCAUCUGCAGUGACCUACCCUGUGACAGAAGUUAGAAACACUCCCUGAAAUGAAGAUCCUUCCUGCAUCGGCUGGAGGGGGGAGUUGCUGUGGGAGGCAGAACCAGGAGGGGCUACAAGUACUGUUUUCCAAGCGGCUUCCUGUUGGCUCCUGUUGGCCAGGCUAAGGCCUGCCGGACAGGUGGCUGGCCCAUGACUCCGGCCCAUGCUGUGCUCACUGCACUUCAAGGAGCCUGCUUUUCCAUGACUUUCAAGAUGGGUGGAAAAAGGAAUCAACAACCCUGUGGAGAAUUGGCGCUGGCAGAAUGUUCCAUCCCUAGAGAGUUCAGAGAAGCCCACUUGGGAGUUCAAACUUCACCAAAAGGACCUUCUCAUCAGACCUGGCUGGGCUUCCCAGAGGCGCUCACCCCUGGUUUCUCAGGUUUAGGGGAGAGCCUGGCUAGGUGUAAGAACGUCCACCUUGGUCCCCUCAGCCACUUUUACUAACUACAACUGGGCCUGCAGCCCUCACUCCUCCUCUCUACACUCUGCAAGCUCUUUGGGAAACUGGAAGGAGGUUCACAGGCCUUGUCCAGAACACAGUGGAAGAGAACUAAAAAAACAGUUGAUAUGUUGCUUUUGGGAUGCGGAAAUACUGGGACCCUCGCACCCCUCUGCAUACGGUGCUGGGGUGGCCUGGCCUCUGCUGGGUGCUGCCUGCCUGAGCCUGGCUGCUCUGCACUUCCCACCACCUACAGCCCAGCUGGGCCCCUCCAGACUGCCUGGCCAGACUGGCAGGAGCCCCUCAUCUCAGGGAUCCCUAAAACAUGGCUGUCCAAUAUGGUGUUUUUCUGUGUUAAAUUUCACAAAUGACCUUUCAGAAUGAAAGGUAGGGUACUAAAGUGAUUUUUUUUCCUAUCUCUAAUUGAUUACUGUUUCCUCCUUUGAUUGGCAAGUGAGUGGUUAAGUGAAAGAUUUGCAAUUAUAUCUUAGAUUCUGGAAGGCCUUCUAGAUCUGAGAACCCCUUUCUUUGCUCUGGUAUUUCUGUGAUGUUAGGAGCCCCUCACUCUGUCCGAAUGUUUUGCAUCCCUGUUCCUGACACACAAAACCCCCCCACAGCUUUCCUGCCCACUUAGAUCAGCAUCCACAGUUCCCUACACAUUUCCUUACCGUGUCAAAUCAAGAUCACUAAGUCUUACUCAAACCUGUCUUUACCUUCCCUGAAACUCAC